Messenger RNA from Pestalotiopsis fici W106-1, 1113 nucleotides. RefSeq lists its product as uncharacterized. The record is from RefSeq and is a predicted model, not a curated record. NCBI's taxonomy places the organism in Eukaryota, Fungi, Ascomycota, Sordariomycetes, Amphisphaeriales, Sporocadaceae. The transcript has a single exon. Bases 1 to 1113 code for a protein of 370 amino acids.
AUGGAACAUUCUCGCCCAAAGCGCACUCACCGGCCCCUCAUACUCCGCCUCCGCCUCCCUUGGCUACUUGUUGUGCCGAGCCUCCUGGCGGUGCUCGCCGUCGCCAUGGUAAUUCUACACUCGGACUAUGAUGUGCCAGCCCUUUACUCCCAGUGCCGGGCACACGCACGCAUGCAGGGCCUUUCGCGUAUCCACGUCAUUGGGCCGCCGUCCUGUUUCCUUGUCAGCUUCUUCCAGUUCGCCAACGCCUCGGUCCGCUCCUUUGCCCGCAUGGCAGUCAUCCUGAGCUUUGUGGCAGCCCUGCUAUCCGUUAGCCUGGUCGAGUCGGCACGACUGUGCAACAAGCCGAGCCGUGUCAUUUCCAAGCCCACACUCCCCUGGCUCGUAUUCAACCUCAUCGGCGGCGCCCUAGUCUGGGACUUUGUCAUCAUCCCGAGUUUCCUGAGAAGGGCCAAGGACGUCCAGGCGGCAAGGGAAUCUGCCAGAGCUGAGAGGCUCCGAGAGGACGACUCGGAUCUGGACCGAGAGGUCCGCUGUCUAUCGAGCCAGGUCGAGGCUUGGGCCAUUCCGAUCGCUGUUGCAUUGGGCUUCGUAGUUCCUAGCCUGGCGAUGCUGAUCUUGAACCACCCGAUCAGUAUUGCUGUGUGGCUCUUCUUCCCGAUAUGGGUUGCGGCGAUACGGUACGCGGUCAAGGUAGUGGGGGUCAACUCUGUUAUUGACCCUGAGCCUUAUCACUUGGAAUCCCGACGGUGGCCUCUUGUCGGGGUCUACGUGGUGCCAAUCUUGUGCUCGGUGCUGGCCCACGGUGUCUUGGUCUGGAACAUUUUCAGUCCAGACGACAGCAGGGAAAUGACGAGGGCUACAAUUCGUAUCAUUCAGAUUGACGCUGUCAUCAUUGUCCUCACUGUGUUGUACUGGAUAUUGGUCGAGGCUGGAGUGCUAGUGUCAUUGGCAUUCAUCGUGCUCUCCAUUUUACUGGGCCCCGGAGCUGGACUAUCGGCAGCUUGGAUCCUGAGAGAGAAGGCUAUUGAGAGAUACCCUGAUGGCAAAGAUGAAGGUCACGGCAGCUCAGAGCAGGCAGGGAGCAAUGAAGAGACACCACUGCUUCAGUAG